Entamoeba dispar SAW760 is the source of this 2892-nucleotide messenger RNA. RefSeq lists its product as uncharacterized. NCBI's taxonomy places the organism in Eukaryota, Evosea, Mastigamoebida, Endamoebidae. Gene Ontology annotation, molecular function: protein binding. The coding region runs from base 1 to 2892 and encodes 963 amino acids. The transcript has a single exon. Gene Ontology annotation, biological process: regulation of DNA-templated transcription. The record is from RefSeq and is a predicted model, not a curated record.
AUGGACACAAACACUGCUUCUAUUAACUUUCUCAUUUGGCAAUACCUCAAAGAACAUCAAUGGAAUCGUUCAAAACAUAUAUUUGAACAAGAAACACAAGUUUAUUUUGAUAAAACAUAUUUCAUUCAUUUAGUAGUUAUUGCAGAAUUUGAACAAGCAGAAGAAUAUUUACUAUCAUUUACUGAUCAAAGUUCAUCUGAUACUUUAGGAAUUCUUUAUUGUAUUAGAAAAAAUUUCUUUCUUUGGUUAUUAGAAAAUAAACCAUCUUCUGCUCUUUCAUAUCUUCAAAAUGAAUUUAAAUUAUUUAAUUCAUUAACUGAAAUAAAUACACUUGCCCAAUUAAAAAGAUUUAAUCAAUAUCCACCUGCAUCAAGUUAUUCUUCUACAGAAGAAUAUCGUAAACAAGCAGUAUCAAAUGAAUUAGAUAGAAUGAUUGAAGAACAUUCUUCAAUGAAUAGAGGUCUUUAUUUAGUUCCUAAUGAAACAUCUUUACUUCAACGAAUUCUUAUUAACAAUGAAAGAAAUACACUUCUUUCAGUUAAAAAUUUCUUUUCAGAAAUUCCAAUGAGUACACAAGAAAAAUUAAAAGUUCGUGUAGAACCAAUGAAUACAAAAAAUGAUACUAUGAUUAGUUCUGGAAAAUUAAUAACUUCAUUUGAUAUUUGGGAUAUGAAAGAUAGUCAUUCAGAAAUAGUAAAAGAACUUUUAUUAAAUAAUGGAAAUAUCCUAAUAUUCUUUAUUAAUAAACAAGCUAUUUUAGUUAAUUCUAAAAAAAAGAAAAUUUCAUCAGCGUUUUCGUUAGACCAUUCAUCAAUAGAUUUAUCAAAUGCACAUUAUUGUACAAAUGGAAUUAAUGGAUUUAUUAUUUAUAAUGAAAGUGUAUUAGAGUUCUAUAUUAUAGAAGAUGAAAAAGUUGAUUUCUUAGGUAGUUUUAGUCAAAAUAGUUUUCAAGACAUUGGAAAAGCUACAUGUUGUUGUAUUGAUGAAAAACAAUUAUAUAUUAUUACAAAUGAAGGUGUUCUUGUUAUAUAUGAUUUUCCUACAUUAAGUCAAGCAUUUGUUCAAAAAAUAGGAAAACAGGCAUUACAUAAAUUACAUGUGCAUGGAAAUAAAAUAUAUACUAUUGAUGAAAAUAUGAAUUUUAAUAUUCUUCAAAUAGAAGAAAAUAAAGAAAUUCAUCGAUUUACAUCAAAAGAACUAAAUAAUGGAAAUGUUAGGGAAAAAAUGAAAUGUUUAAUUAAAUAUAAUGACUGUGACUUUAUUGAAGAUGUAGAUUUAUGUGCUACAGAUAAAGGAAUAUUAAUAUGGAGUUUAUAUGAUUUAAUAGAAGUAAAUAUUGAAACAAGAGAUAUUUUUGAAUAUUCAAUUCCAAAUAAAAUUAUUUAUAUUAAACCAAAUCAUAAUUUUAUUUUCUGUGGAUUAGAAGGAAAUAACUUUGUUAUAUUAAAGCAUUUUGAAAAAGAAAUUUGUCAAGACCUUUCUUUAAGACCAACACAAGGAAAAGUAUUUACUAGAUAUUCAUUAAAUAAUGAAAAUUCAAUUCUUAUUUGUGGAGAAAAAGGUUCUAUUCAAUUAUUAAAUCAAUUUAGAAAAUAUUUACCUUCUAAUUAUGAAUUUUUAAAUGAAAAAACAGAAAUUCAUGAAGAAGAAAAUGGUAAAAUGGAUAUAGAAGAAACAAUUAAUUUAAAUGAACAUAAAAGUAUGAUUAAUCAACAAAAUGAAUUAAGAAAAAAACUUCAUCUUAUUGAUAAAGAAAUAAAUUUAUGUCAAAACAUAUUUGAAAUGAAAGAAUUAACUCUUCAAAAAGAAGAGUGUCAAAAAAGAAUUGAACAAUUAGAUUUUAAACUUGAUGAAUUAAUUGAAAAACAUAAAAGAAUAGAAAAUAAAAAAGAAGGUAUUGCAUUAGAAAAUAAUAAAACUAAAAUUCUUUAUAGAUUUGCUAAACUAAAUGAAAAUAAAAGUCAAAUUAAAUUUUUAAUGCAUUCUGAACUUAAUAAAGGAAUAUUUUCUAUUGAUGAAAAUGGAAUAUUAACUUUUACUUUAUGGCCUAAUCAAAGUAUUAGUUAUAUUGCACCAGAAGUAGUUCCAAUAUGUUCAUUUUUAAUAAAACCAGGAUAUGUAAUAAGUGGAUCAAUUUCUGAUAAUAGUUUUUAUGGAUUGUUUGGAACUGGACAUGAGUUGUAUUUAUAUCAUUUAAAGUCUAAAAAGAAUUUAAUGACAAUAUAUUCUUCUAAAAGUUCUGCCUUAGAUUUAGUUAUUUGUACUGAUUUUUGUAAAACAGACAAUUCAAUUUUUUGUGUUGGAUUAAGUAAUGGAGAUAUAGUAUUAUAUAAUGUUGAAAAAACAACAGUAAAUAAAUUAUAUUCUCAUCAAUGUUCAGUUAAAAAGAUAUUAUUAAAAAGUACUUAUUUACUUACUCUUGAUAUUUUUAAUCAAGGAUAUUAUACACCAAUUUCUAAUAAUCAAUUUGGACAAUCAAUAUCAGUUGAUUAUAGUUCAUUAAAUAUUAUUAAUUAUGAUGGAAGUUGUUCAAAGCCAAUUAUUCUUAUUACAACUAAAACCAAUGUACUUAUUAUUCAAAUAACAGAAAGUAAAACAUUAUAUCAAUUUGAUGAUUUACUUCCAGAUGAAUAUUUGAUUGAUUCAAAAUUUUCACAUGAUGAUAGCUUUAUUAUUAUUUGUUCAAAUACUCGUUUAAUUUUUAUUAAAAGUAAAGAUUUCAGUGUAGUUAAAUGUAUUAUUUAUUCUGAAAUAUUCAAAACUAUUCGUAUUCCUUCUUCUAAUGUUGUUUCAUUUGCUGUAUCAAAGAAAAAUCCAUUACAAUGUUCAUUAGGUUUAAUGAAUGGUUGUAUAAUUUUUGUUGAAGCACAAACACCAAAUUUAUGGAAUUAA